Neofelis nebulosa (Clouded leopard) is the source of this 1830-nucleotide messenger RNA. RefSeq names its product CTD nuclear envelope phosphatase 1 regulatory subunit 1 (gene CNEP1R1). NCBI's taxonomy places the organism in Eukaryota, Metazoa, Chordata, Mammalia, Carnivora, Felidae. Gene Ontology annotation, cellular component: Nem1-Spo7 phosphatase complex; cytoplasm. The transcript is spliced from 6 exons. The record is from RefSeq and is a predicted model, not a curated record. The coding region runs from base 133 to 510 and encodes 125 amino acids.
GUAAGGGGAGGUGCGACGGGGAGGGGCAGCGGGGAGCGGUUGGAGGUGGGAGCUGGCGCUGCGGGCAGGGCGCGGGGCCGGGGAGCUGCGAUGCGGACGGGACAGCGGCGGUGACCCGAGCUGCCGCCCGACAUGAACUCGCUGGAGCAGGCGGAAGAUCUCAAGGCUUUUGAGAGGAGACUUACAGAAUAUAUUCAUUGUUUGCAACCUGCCACUGGACGUUGGAGAAUGCUUCUCAUAGUGGUAUCUGUCUGUACAGCUACUGGUGCCUGGAACUGGUUAAUAGAUCCUGAGACACAAAAGGUGUCCUUCUUCACGUCAUUAUGGAAUCACCCAUUCUUCACCAUUAGCUGUAUCACUCUGAUAGGCUUGUUUUUUGCUGGAAUACACAAGCGGGUCGUUGCCCCGUCAAUUAUAGCUGCUCGAUGUCGAACUGUACUAGCAGAAUACAACAUGUCUUGUGAUGAUACAGGAAAACUCAUUUUGAAACCUAGGCCUCAUGUUCAAUGACAAUGUGCGCUCGUUGUUAUGGGACCUCCAACAGCCUUUCUUCAAAUAAGUGAUUGAGUAAAAAGCCAUAAAGGAUUCCUUUUACAGUUGGAUAUGUGAAGGUCAUAGCAACAACUGACAAGAAGUGUGCAAUAUUUACCCAGGUGAUCUUGAUGAUGAUGGCUCGCAUUCUCUGGCUCGGUACCUUUGAUUAUCUGUGUUUCAGUAUUAGUGUCACUUUAGUACUUCAGACCCUGCAGAGACUUUUGCAGAUGAAGUAUGUCUGUAUGUUACUAAGUUAAACUUAGAAACAGGACCUCAUCCAGUUUUUAUAAUGUAUUUUUGCAAACUACUGUAAAUAGCAAAUCAAUGCCAAUGUUACAGGGGGAGAUGUUACUCGGACUCUGUUCUCCUGCACCAGUAUUUCAGGAACAUCUGUUUGCCAGCCCCACAGCUCUUUAAACCCAGCUAUCCUGCAUAGCUGUGCCUUUCAUUCUUACACUCCUCUGUUCUAAUCAUAAUGCAAGAAAAACAUCGGAUUGAGCCUAAACUGAGGAAGACUCCUCUCCAUUAUGUACGUUGUAAGAAAUUAUAGACGUUUUGAGAAACAGUUUUCAUUAAGCCAGAUAGUGAAUUUCAGCCACUAUUGUGUUAGUUUCCUGUUCAUUGUUUUCGUUUAACGCUGAAUAUACUUUAUUUUUUUAAUUAAUUUUAAGAACACUCCACAAAGGCUUCUGAAUAUACAAGUUUAGUUAUAAAUUAUGUAAUGUCUGGGAAUUCGAUAGUCAUUGUUUUAGAUAAUUGGAUUUUAUGCUGUGGUGGAUGUGGCUGUGACACUAGUGUUGCACAGGUGUAAUUGAUCAGCCCCUCCAUCACAAAGGUCACGUGGGAGCGGCACCACAAACCCGAGUCCACGGUUCUCACUGUUCAGAGAGUGUUAAUGACAUACUGUGUAUGCAUAUUAGCCACAUGUACUAUAAUAGCCCUGAAACUGAAACUAUUAGGAUUGCUGUAAAUAUUUUAAAGAACUGGAGGUGCCUUUUACCUGUUUACUAGAAGAUUUUGAAAAGGUUUAAAUUAUUUCACAAGCUGUCUUUUAAAUUCCAUUUAACAUAAAGCUGAAAAUUCAGUUAACAGGACACAAACUUUUUAGCAAGGCUACCACUUAAAUGUGUUGAUCUUGGCUUUCAUGUGUAUAAAAUUUUAAUUCUUUAAGCUGCAGCAAUAAAACCCUCUGCUCCUACGAAGUCAUAAGAGGGUAUUCUAUAUAUUCGGCAUUGUUUUAUUUUCUGUAAAUUUUGUAGGUAAAUAUGUGCAUAAAAAUAAAUACUUUAUAUAUAA